Struthio camelus australis is the source of this 1775-nucleotide messenger RNA. Lineage: Eukaryota; Metazoa; Chordata; Aves; Struthioniformes; Struthionidae. The record is from RefSeq and is a predicted model, not a curated record.
UUAAAUAUAUUUUUCCAAGGCAUCUCUCUGAACUCCGGUUACGAGCGUGGUUCCUCCGCAGCGCAGUGACGUGCAAUGAGUUCAACUGGAGUCGCCCAGAAGGUUUUGGAGGAACGUUGUCGGUUGCUCCCAGAGACGCUCCCGAGCACGUCCUGUGAGGUCUGAGAUGAUGGAGGCGCUGCCUGAGCUCUACGCUAUCUUCCAAGGAGAGGUUGCUACUGUAACAGAAUAUGGGGCAUUUAUAAAAAUCCCAGGCUGCAGAAAACAAGGCCUUGUUCAUAAGACUCACAUGUCAUCCUGCCGUGUGGAUAAGCCCUCAGAGAUAGUAGAUGUUGGAGACAAAGUGUGGGUGAAACUUAUUGGAAAAGAGAUGAAAGAUGACAAACUGAAACUUUCCCUCUCCAUGAAGGUCGUUAACCAAGGAACAGGAAAAGACCUGGAUCCAAACAAUGUUUCCCUUGAUCAGGAUGAGAGGAAAAAACGUACAUUCAGAGACUAUACUAGUCAGAAGAUCACUCUUGAAGCUGUCUUGAACACUGUAUGCAAGAAAUGUGGUUGCAAAGGUCAUUUUGCCAAGGAGUGUUUCAUGCAGCCUGGAGGUACCAAAUAUAGCCUGAUUCCAGAGGAGGAGGAAGAAGAGGCAGCAACAUAUGAAAAAGAUAAAAAGACCAGUCUGGCUGAUGAUUCUUCAAAAAAAAGAAAAAAGGAGAAGAAGAAGAAAAAGAAACACAAGAGUAAGCAGUCUUCCGAGUCCGACUCUGACAGCUCUGACUCUGACAGUGAUGGGGCUCAGCCAGCCAGCAAGAAGGCCAAACAUUCAGAGAAAGCCAGCAAGGCUCAGAAGAAGAAGAAAAAGAAGCAUAAGAAAAAGCACAAGGAGUGAGCGGGCACUCACAAAGGGGUACUGACAUUGUGAAUCCCUGGAAAAUGCUGCUGGGAGAGCAAAACUGAAUCGGUGCGUUCCUUGCUUCAAGUACAAGGAGUUUCCUUCUAAAACUAACGCUCAGCCUGUGGUGUUUGAGAUGUUGACUUUGAUGCUAGUUAUCCACUAUCACCUUAGACAUGGGCUGCCAUUUUCUCCCACCAAGGCCAGUGGGCAUGCCUGACAAAAUGGGCUAAUUAAACCUGUUCAUCAGUACCUCUCCCAUCCCGUAGCCUCGUGUUUUGCUGGGUAAAUUGCCAGUGCUGCGCGUGGCUGCUUUGGACAGUGUCAGCCUGCCAUAAGGAGCAUGCAUGACAUCAGCCCCUGGAUUCAGUUGCCUGUAAAAGGUGGAGCUCUGCUGCCUGGCCAUGCUUGCCCCUACCAAUCCCUGCAGAGAGCUCGAGGGGGAGUUGUUGCUGGACCCUGCAGCGAGGCUAUGUCUUCCUUACAGCUCUGCAUUCACCAGUCAUGGCUCUGCAGCUCAGGCUUGCUCCACACGUGGUUUGUUGGAUCAGUGUAACUAUGCGGUAACUGAAUCGCAGCCCAAUACUGUCAUCUCGGAACAGCUCUGAGAAAGGACAGCUGAUAUCUGUGCCGUUGCCUGUCUCCUUUCUCAGCAUAAGGCAGUAUUAUAACUACCUUCAUGCUGGAGAGACUUCAUUCAUGGUAACAGCACGGAGCCGAUUGGCUUUGGUAUAGAAACCCUCCCUCUGUUUCAUUCAUUUUAUCUGAAAACAUUUCGAGUGGGAGACUCAAAAGCAACUCAGUGAGUGGAGAUAUUUUAAAUAAACAUUGUGUGGUGUAUUUGCUGGCUUUGUAAAUGAUGGAAAAUAAAUUUCCCAGAUCUCCUGUU